AUGAAGGUCAGAGGAAGUAGAAUUAACAAAAUGAGCAAAGAUAAGGGGCGAAAGGACAGUUUUUUGGGGAUGACAGAAGAAAAAGAAUAUACAUUAGAAGAGGAACUCAAAAAAAGACAAUUAGUAUACGGUCAGUGAGGUGGGAACGCAUCCAAGAAAGCAACGGAUUGACUGUCCCUACGAGGUGGAGCAAAUAGAUCAGUAUUGAGUAAUUAACCUUUUCGAACGAUUUGGAAAAAUUAGUGCAGAUUCCAUUUACUUAACUAAGCCAGCGGAAAGAAUCACUUAUACGUAACUAAUAAAGAUCAAAUUGUGACUUGGUCGCUGAGCGGCCAGACCACAAACCAUACUGUUCGUCAAUAAAAAUAUUGCUAAGAAAUGGACGAAUAUAAGUAAAGACGAUGGUAUCAUAUAAUUUUAGAAAGGUGUGGAAGAAUAGUAAUGGCUGAUAGUUAAGAACAUUAAUUGGAUUACCCGAUUUAAGAAUAGAAAAAAACAGAACCAGUUUUAAAGACAGUUUGAAAAACACCGACUUGGAGGGAUUUAUUAAACACGAGCGAGAGAGGCAAGAACAUCUGUGAGAGUGUAAAGGUAGUUGCUUUGAAUACCAUCAGGCGUGACGGACCUCAGGAUACGGAAAGAAGCUAAAGACUUGGAGAGACCUUGUAAAUGGAUAUCAGGACCCGCGAGUAGGAAAAAAAACGUAAUGACUGACAGUGGGGGGGGGGGCAAAAGAAAAGGGAAGAAAACAGGGGUGAAUAAACGGAGGAGAAAUGCGGAGAGAAAAGUUUGGCCGCGUCAAUAGGGUCGGUAUUAUAGAUACUCCGUUGUAAAUGGCUUGUGAGGGUAUUGAUGGUGACGAACGGUGUUUCCAUAUGAAGGAUUAAAAAUAACGAGAAUUUCGCGUGAAAUUCAGUAUGUGAGUAGAAAUCUCGGAGGCACUUCCAUGACAGAGAUUUACAUUGAACGCGAGAAAGGAAAAAAAAAUGCGAUAAUCAAAUUAAGAGCCGGUGGAUUUGAAUUAAGGAAUAAAAAUGGUUUUGGCAAAAAUGAGAUUCUUAAACUCAGAAGUGAACCGGGCAGAAAAAGUAGCAAGGCGACGAGUAACCCAAGGGAUGAAAGAGAGAAUAAAUGUCUGUACCCCGAAAAACAUGAUAAUUCUAAGGAAUCACUUCUAAGAAAGAUACUUCUGUUCGAAGUAUUAAAAUAUUAA
This is a messenger RNA of Cinara cedri, 1213 nucleotides long. The record is from the annotation of a GenBank genome assembly. Lineage: Eukaryota; Metazoa; Arthropoda; Insecta; Hemiptera; Aphididae.